AUGGAAGUCAACCCCUCCUUCGCCUUGAAUGGCUCUUCCACCACGAUUCCGGAGUCCAUCGAAUCUUCAAAGUCAAAGGAAGGCCGUAAGGAAGUCCUCUUCAAGGCCAUUCAAAACCGUCUACAGCACCAAUACCCUACCCGCUACCUCUGGGACUUCUAUCACGACAGGCAUUCUACCGCCUCCGAUUACUCGAAGCGUCUCACCCAGUACAACGAGACCCCCAUUGACAACUGGAUGACGUUCAUGCAGUACUACAAUAACUUUCCUUUCAACAAUCUUCACAUGAAAGAUGCGGUCCAUUUCUUUAAACACACUGUUUCUCCCACUUGGGAGGAUGCUCGCAACCAAGAUGGCGGGGCCUGGUACUUCAAGGUGCCAGAUGAGGUGUCGCCCGCAAAGGAAGAGGGAUUACCAUACGCACUGCAAUUUUUCCAGCAAGUACUGCUCGCUGCCGUGGGAGAGGAUUUUGCAGACGUGAUCCAGCCGAGAGAUGACCUGUGCGGCAUCUCGUUCACGAAGAGGUGGAAGGCGAGCAUGAUCAUGAUUUGGACGAGGAAGGGGUCGGAGGAGAAGACCAUCCGAGGGAUAAGAGAAGUAAUAGAAUCCCAAGCACCAGACAACAUCCGCGAGCUGCUGAAGAAUGAGAGGUUCUGCUAUUACAAGAAACAUAGAGAGCACGAUGACUUCGAUGAAGAGCUUGCUAAGCAGUCCCUCGAUGCGUACAACAAGAAGAAGAUGCGAGGGGAAAUCACUUCGCCGGAUGAUGAACAACCCGAGCAGAGCACCGAUAGGGCUUUCUAA
Molecule: messenger RNA, 804 nt
Organism: Bacidia gigantensis
Lineage: Eukaryota; Fungi; Ascomycota; Lecanoromycetes; Lecanorales; Ramalinaceae
Exons: 1
Coding region: 1-804 (267 amino acids)
Biological process (GO): translational initiation
Cellular component (GO): eukaryotic translation initiation factor 4F complex
Molecular function (GO): RNA 7-methylguanosine cap binding; translation initiation factor activity
Source: RefSeq, a predicted model, not a curated record